AGAAAAGGUAUAGUUCCAAAAGAGCACAAAUGCAGCAAAAACCAUACAGGCUCAUCUAAAGGCAUGGAGCCAGCUUUAGUGGUUGAUAUGAUAAAAGAUGUAAUAAAUAAGGGUGUCGAUAUUAAAGAAAUUGCUGGUGAUGAUGACACUACAGGUUUUCAAAGGGCACAAAACGUUCUUAAAAUAAAACUUAAGAAAAGAUCGGACAAAAACCAUAUCAAGAAAAACAUAUCAAAACAGUUAUAUGCAAUAAAAAAGAAUUACAAAGAAUUGUCACAAAGGGUCAUCAAUUACAUCAUGCAGAAUUUUUCAUACAUGGUUGCGCAAAAUAAAAAAAACACAGAAGGUGUAACAACUGGCUUGAAAGCAAUGGUAGGACAUAUUUUUGGUGACCAUAGCUUCUGUAAUACCAAGUGGUGUGUCUUCCUUGAACACCCUUUGGCAAAAUUUAGUAAGUUACCAUACGGCAAACCACUUCAAAAUCCAGAGCUGAGGAAGGAACUGGAUAGAAUUUUUAUUAAAAAAUUAUCAAUUCAAGCAGAAAAACUUGCAAAUCUUGCUAGCACUCAAACAAAUGAAAAUCUCAACCAAAUGUUAGCAACAAAAGCACCUAAAUAUAAACAUUAUUCUGCAUCUAACAGUCUGAGUUACAGGUUUAGUGCAACAGUGGCACAGAAAAAUGAAGGCCACAGAUAUGUGCAUGAGGUUCAUGAAUCAAUGGGGCUCUCACCAGGUAAUUUUACCAUAAAGCGUGCUACCUUCAUGGAUAAGAUCAGAAGAAAGUACAGUAAAUUACAGAAGACGAGGAAAUAUAAAAGGAGAAGAAUUGAGCUAAAGUCGGAGAAAUGUAACAGCAAUGGUAUAGCAGAAGUUCUAGAGGGAACAACUUAUGAAACCAAUAUUGACAUUGAGGAUGAUAUAACUGACCAACUAGAAGAAAUUCCAACUUGGAAACAGAUAACAGCUGAGGAAAACUUUCCAAUUAUAGUAUUUGAUCUUGAAACUACAGGCUUGUCUCGUCAGUCAGAUAUUGUACAGAUAGCAGCUUUAACUGAGAAUGAAACUUUCUCAGCCUAUGUUAUGCCAUCAAAGAAGAUAUCACCACAGGCAUCUGAUAUAACAAAACUUGCAUUCUUUGAUGGGCAAAUGUACUAUGAUGAAGUUCCUGUGGAAAGUUCACCACCAUUUGAAGUCUUUACUAAUCUUAUUGCUUUUUUGUCCAAGUUUCCUUCUAAACCAACACUUGUUGGACACAAUAUAAAAACGUUUGACUGCCAUAUACUGUAUAAUCAAUUGAAUAAAUUGAAGAUGUGGGAUGAAUUUUGCCUGUAUCUUAAUGGGUUCAUUGACACAAGAAUAUUGUUUAGGAGUGAAUAUCCAGGUCGUCAAAGUUACAAGCAGUGUGAUUUAGUGUCAGAUUUUUUAGGGGAAAGUUAUGAUGCACAUAAUGCUUUGUAUGACUGUAAAUCUUUAUUUAAACUGGUGCGAUCACAUGGAAAUUUAGCUUCUCAUUUCUGUAAGUAUACAUUUGAUGGAAUGUACCCAAAAUAUUGCCAAAAUGACUUAUCUUUCAAAGCUCUUGUUGAAAAUAAAGUAAUGUCAAAACAAUUAGCCAAAAAGGCAGCUUCAACUGGGUUGUGCAAGAAGCAUUUUAUUUUGUCAAUUCAAAGAAAUGGUAUUGAUGGACUGAGGGCACUUUUGUCUCAGAAAAAUAGUUCAGGUGUAGUACGUGUUACAACAUCAAAAUCUAUCAUUCAGAAGGUGUAUGAUUUUUUUGUUAUAUGAAAUGAAGAGUAAAUCGUUUUAGAUUCCAUAUGAAUCUGAUUAUAUAUACAUUGUAGAAUUUAAAUGGAACAAUUAUGGUGAAUGCUACUAGAGAUUAACAGAAAUUUUAAUCUACAGACAUACUUGCUUCUGUGACCAAGCUUCUAUUAUAUCAAUUAGCAAUAAUUGUUAUUAUCAAAGAAACCUAUUUCUUAGGAUGCUAAAUCUUUGACCUUAUGGAGAAUCAGGUCAAUAUAUAUAAUAUAAAGAUUUAAAUACUACAUUGCACCAUAAAUGUUAAAGUUAAUAUUUGUUUGUGAGCUAAAUUUUUGGAUAAGAGAUUAGAAAAUUUUGACUGGUCCUGUAGUCUACUACGCAUACCUUAUUUUUUAGCAAUUUGAUUGAUCCGUCCAUGCUGAAUGUCAGGAAAUAGAAUUUUAGUAGUAAAAUUUUUUAUAAAAUUUUAUAAUGUUGUCUAUAGUUCUUUAAUUGUAUGAAGGAUUUAAAGUCAAAGAUGACAUUUUGUUUUACCACAGUAAGAAUGAUCAUAUUGUGUACCACACAUAUGUUGUGUGAUCCAUAUUAGUGAAUGUAAUUUGUUAGACUUGAAAAAGACUACUUAAACUUAUAUCUACCUGAUAUAUAGUUUAUAACAUGUUUAUAAUUUGUACUGUCAUUGUAUAAUAUCACUACUUAUUUAAGGAUUUGUCAGCUGUUGCCAUCAGUUUGUGUCAAUUCUUGUCUUCUGUUCACAUUUCAUAUCUUAAUUUAG
Mytilus californianus (California mussel) is the source of this 2536-nucleotide messenger RNA. RefSeq lists its product as uncharacterized. Gene Ontology annotation, cellular component: cytoplasm. Gene Ontology annotation, molecular function: nucleic acid binding; 3'-5'-DNA exonuclease activity. The transcript is spliced from 4 exons. Gene Ontology annotation, biological process: DNA catabolic process. NCBI's taxonomy places the organism in Eukaryota, Metazoa, Mollusca, Bivalvia, Mytilida, Mytilidae. The record is from RefSeq and is a predicted model, not a curated record. The coding region runs from base 64 to 1785 and encodes 573 amino acids.